UCCGAGGCCGAGGAGUGUCGAGUGUCUGCUUUCACGAAGCGGGUCAGUCUGCGUCCGUGCACCGCUGCUCCGUUCUAGGAAUCUCGCUGCUCGAGCAUCGCCAGGACGAUGUGAGGACCAAGGCGGUGGCUCUUUUUCUCCUCGCGCCUCCCGUUGGCGCGUCCCAUCCGCACGAGAAACGUCCGCGUCGGCGAGCCCUGGAAGAUGCUGGGAGACGAUCCACCGUCCCUAUCGGUGGGUACGGAAGUUAGCGCCAAGUAUAAGGGUGCCUUCUGCGAAGCCAAGAUCCGUAAGGUGGUGCGAUUAGUGAAGUGCCGCGUGACUUAUAAACAACAGGGUUUGGGAACCGCAACUCUUUCCGACGAGCUAAUAAAAGGGACUUUAAGAGUGGGAGCAUCUGUCGAAGUUAAACAUGCGGAACGGAAAGAAUAUGUUGAAGCUACAAUUACGAAAAUCCAAGACUGCAGUCAGUACACUGUGGUCUUCGACGAUGGGGAUAUUACUACUCUGAGGAGGACUGCGCUUUGCUUGAAAAGCGGACGGCAUUUUGCGGAGAGCGAAACGUUGGACCAACUCCCACUGACUCAUCCGGAGCACUUUGGGAAUCCUGUAAUCGGGGGGAGAAGAGGUAGACGAUCAAGGCAAGCGCAGGACGAAAGCAGUGAAGAUGAAGACAGUCCACCGCGAGGUACCCACGAUUCCGCCUCCAAUGGAGGCACGAAGGAGGGGAUGGAAACUGAGCCAGAAAUUGGCAAAGUGGUUUGCGUGGAACUUGGUGACAAGAAGAAAAAGGACAAUUGGUUCCCAGGACUAGUGGUUGCACCUACUGCUCAAGAUACAGUCAGGAUACGAGUGAGGGACGAUUACCUGGUGCGCUCGUUUAAAGAUGCGAGAUAUUAUACAGUACCCAAGAAGGAAGCCACAGAAUUCACCAAAGAGUUGGUUAAUAAAGUUGAAAACAGCACCUUAAAGGUUGCAGUUGAGAAAGCACUUCUAUUCCUGGAGAAAAAUGAAUUACCGCCUCACUGGGACAAGGAUUCUCUGUUCGGGAAUUCUGUUUCCAGUGGAAAUAGCGACUACGAUGGAGAACUUGACUCUGAUAGUUCCGAUGACGAACCGCGCGAGGAAAAAGACCACUUUGUGGCUCAACUGUACAAAUUUAUGGAUGAUCGUGGAACGCCUAUGAAUGUUUGUCCAAUGAUCGGAUCCGAAGAUAUAGACUUGUAUAGGCUUUUCCGGGCUGUUCACAAAUUGGGCGGCUACAAUCGCGUCACGAAUCAGAAUCAAUGGAAAGCCGUAACGCGACGACUUGGUUUAAUGAUGCAAAAUUCCGGGCCCUUAUACAAUCUCGUGAAACAGGCUUAUAAGAAAUACCUGCAUCACUUUGAAGAUUUUUACAAGAAAUUAGGCUGUACCAUGGUAAAUCACCCGCGAAGUAGCACGCGAAAACAACGCUCUGGAAGAAGCCUAAUUCGCGAUAAGGACAGAAAUACCCCUGUACCGCCGCAACCACCGGCGCAAGUGAAGAGUGACAAGGAUGAGGAGGAGAAGAAGGUUGUGGACGAAGAGAAGAAAGAAAAAAAGGAAAGCAAGAAAGAACCGGUGAAGGAAGAGGAGAUUGUAAAAAUAAAGAAGAAGGAAGAAUCCGAGGGGAACGAUAGCAGUCAGGAGAGCGACGUAAAUAUAGAAGGGGACAUUGAGACGUCAUCAUCUAAUAAUGAAAAAUCGCAAAAACCAAUCGUACAAGCUUCUACGUCGUCCCCUGCUUCUAUCAGCGCGUCGUCGACAUCCGCCGCAUCGUCCGGCCGAGCCAAGUCCAAGAGUAAAGAGGACACCAAGAAGAAAACGGCCGAAAAGAAGAAGACGGAAACGAAAAAGCAAGAGAAGAAAGAUGAUAAACUCAAGGAAGAGGAAGCCACCAAGACGAGAUCCAAAGCGAAGGACGAUACUGUCAAGAAUAAAGGUACCUCCGAAGGAAGGGAAACUCGAACACCGUCCAGAGAAGGGGAAAAGAAAACGUUGUCGAAGCAGCGACGCUUAACAGACGAGGAAUUGAAGAAGCGAGGAAGGAAACGCAAGGAAUACGAAGCGGAAAAGUCGCGCGCGGAUGAACAACUUACGGAGACUGCCCCGAGUUACAAGGGUCCCGUCGAGUGUGGCGAUAAGUUGAAGGUGUAUUACGGCCCAACGCACGAAUCCAAAGUUACUUACGAAGCGAAGGUCAUCGAGAUUGAGAAGGAUGGUCCAGAACCGAUGUAUCUCGUGCACUAUACAGGCUGGAAUACAAGAUACGACGAGUGGAUCAAAGCGUCCAGAAUCGCCCAGAACUUUACCCAAGCUCAAGGUAGAGUGAAACGGAUCAAGGCUACCCCUAGGCCUCAAACCCCCAGCACAAAUCUGUCCAACAACAUUAGCAAUAAGAUGAAAGGCACUUGCAGUUCGGGUGCCAAUGCGUCCCAAAGCCGUCGCCGAGCACAGAGCGUGGCUCCUACCUCCAAUAGCGUUGCUCAGUCAACCUCGACGUCCGCGAAGGAAGUUAAGAAGGAGGAGAAGGAGAAGGAAACGAUGCAGCCGACUAGGUCUACCACACCGCUCUCCAUUACCAGUUCCAGUUCCAGGACCAAGAGUCCUGCCACGCCUGCUAACAGGCAAACGAGAAUAACCAGGAACGCGGAGCUGUCUGGCAUGGAGCAUCGGAGGCGCACCAGAAGAACCUCGGGACACACGGACAUAUCUGUCGCGUCGGAGACCGAGGACAGCGAGGCUUACGAAUCCGACACGACCGAGACUGAACAGACCAAGACCAGGACAAGAGGCACGGAAGAAAGGAAACGGAAAGAGACGCGGAGCAGAGCGGAAGAGAGAAUGAAAGCGGAAGACAUGAGCGACGGUGAGGACGACAAGGACAAUCUGGAUGAACCGCGUAAAGGUAGACGUUUGAGAAGAACACCUGGCAAGUCCCAAGGCAUUAAAUCCGAACCUGAUAGCGAUCAGGAGGAGCAACCGAAAGGUCGCGACUUCGACCUCAAUCAGAUACGAUCCGAGCUGAAGGGUUUCGACAAAGCGGUUAAGGAGUUGGUCAGGAUAGAGCCCGAGCCCGAGGACGAGGUGAAACUGGAAGAGAAAGACACCGUAGUCGCGAUCGCGGCGUCACCCAAGCUGGAGAAGACCAUCGAGACUCCGAAAGUGGAAGCUGUCGUCGAGACGAAAGUCGAGAGCACGGAAGAUAUCUACGAGUUUAAGGAACCGGAACCGUUCGAGUUCGAGGUGAGGAACAAGAGGGACACGAGUGGCGAGAAGGAUAAGUCGAAGAAGAGGAUAUUCGAGGAGGAGCCCAAGAGUCCAAAGAAGAAACAAAAGAUGCCAACCGCGAUGCCGGUGCUGAAAGAAACGAAGCCACCGGAGACCCCGGACCCUGAUUCUCGGAAGAAACCCAGGAAGUUAUUCGGUAAGAGAUCCGAGGAUGUGAGCGAGGCUGCGGUGGUGGCUGCUCCCAGCAGCAAGCCCACUCAGCUCCCGUCUUACAUGGCCUGCGAGGACGUGUUCAACAAAUUUUGCGAGUCCACGUCGUCGUUUAAUCAAUUAAAAUCAAUAACCGCUGUAGAGGAACUUCCCAAUAAGAUGUCUGGCUGCAUCAGUCUUCUGUUCAACGAUCUGCCCGCGGAUGACGAAGGCACCCGGGACGAUUCGGAAGAUCGUCUGAUAAUAUCCGAGACCGAGGUCUCGGAGGCGGAACAGGACAACGUGUUUACGACUUAUCAACAGGAGAUCCAGUUCCACAGCAGCGGCGAAUUGACGGACGUGGCCGAGUCUAAGAAGAACGAGACGACCCCCGCGAUUGAAUGCUCGAAGGAGGAGGCUGGCGCGAUAGCCAGCAUCAGUACUGGUGGCAACAAACCCCCCAGUUCGCUGGAUCAGAAACAGAACCAGAUCAAGCUGUUGCCUGCACCUGGACAAUCGCAGUCGGAAUUGAGGCUGGACACGAAGCUACUCGAUAUCACCCCGGUUGCGUCGCCAAUCGUGACUCCUCCGGCUCCCAUAAGCGCGAGAUUGCCGGCCACGUCCACGAUAGAGGAGAAAUUGUCGGCCGCUGCCAUGGCGUUCCGCAACAAGGCCAAGGACCCCAAGAAGACCUCGGACGAGGACACGUCCGACCUCGGGCGCAAGAUAAUCAAGGACUCAUCGAAGAAACUAGACGUUUCGCAAAGAAACAAAGAUGUGGAUCGCGGUAUCACUGUGGUGGAGAUAGACGACAAGAAGCAGGAGGAGCUGAACGUGAAAGAUCCCUGCAGAGAGAUGAUGCGCAUGACGAUUAAGAAGGAGGAGGAGGUGCAACAGCUGAAGCCAAAGAAGGAAAUAGAACUGAAGAAGUUCAAAGAGGAGACGAAGAUCACUGCUGAGCACAAGAUGAAGCAGGACGUCGCGAGGGACGAGAGUUGGAAGGGUGUCGACAGCGAGGGUGCUAAACAACCCGAAGAAGAGUACAAUAAAGCGAGCGAUCAAAAGGCAGAAAAGGACAAACUCGAGACUCGCAAGAAACAGAUAAAUCAGGACCACAUUAUCGACUCUACAGACAGCAGCGACUCGGAACAGAGGCUGGUGAUAGACAACGAGGAGUCGCAGGACGUUAAAGUCCCGACGUCCAGCUUCGACGUGAAGCUCCAGGCGGAAUUGGAUCGUAUCCAGACCACGCAAGACAGAUAUACGAGGACGCAGCUCUCGUUGAAGGCUUCGCAGGGUGUCCAUCAUCAGCAACAGCAACAGCAAGACUGUGCAGAACUCAAGGUCGACGCGACCCCGGCUUCAAAGACUGACGAGGAGGGCGAGACGAUGAAUUCCCUGCUGUGCGAAGAGGAGAUACCCGGCUCGCCCGCUCCCCUAUCCGAGAGCAUCGAGCAGGUCAACGUCGGUCCCUGUAGCCCGCCCAAGAGCGAGGUCACCGAGAGCAGCAUAGUGCUGAUGGAGAUGCCCUUCGCGAGCGCCCCAACCUCGGGCCAAAGCACGACCAGCAGCAGCAGCACAGUCGCCACCCUCAGCAUGGCCCUUCCAAAGACCGUGGAAGCCUCGAUACCGGUCUCUCUACCGAUGCAGCAAAACUCAGCUUUAAGCAUGCGACAGCCACAGCAACAGCAACAGCAACCUCACCAUCAUCAGCAACAUCAGCAUCACCAGCAUCAGCAACAGCAUCACCAGCAUCAGCAACAUCAGCAGCAGCAUCACCAGCAUCAGCAACAGCAUCACCAGCAUCAGCAACAGCACGUGCCGGUUCUGAUGCCGCCGCAGCGACGAGAGAGCAACGAAGCUGCGCCAGUGAUGGACAACACGCCACCGACAACCCCUGACUCGAGUAUCUCCAACAUCUCGGGCUCGCCGAGGGAGGAGAGGACUGGUGGCUCGUCACCAAUCUCUGAGGACAUCAAGCUCAAUCGCGACAGCUCCGAGCCAGACAACGACAGCGCUGGGAAAGGUCCAGGCUUCAGCGAGGACGACACUUUGCCCAAUUCUGAGGGCAAUGGCGCGGACAGGAUCCUCAAGCCGCCGGCCAAGCGCUCGAUCGACGACAUGCAGUCGCCCAAGAAGCGCAAGAGGAACCGAAAGCACUCGGAAUGCGGUGCUGGCGGUGCUGCUUUACCCAAGAAAUCCGGGAGACAGACCGGAAGGCAUGGGAGGUACGGGGCUGGGAGCGACAGCGACGACACCAGCGAAGGGUCUAAUCUCUGCGGGGUCAACAACGCGCCGGCCAGUCACGCCAACGCUAUCACCAGCGUCCCUGAUCUUAGUACAUACUCGUCCAGGUCGCCCAGACCGACAAAGUAUAACUUUUACGUGGAACUAGAUCCUGAAUUGGACGGCAGCCAAAGGAUAGCUGUGCUCCAGCAGAAAUUGACCGAAUUGAGGAAGACUUACAAUGCUGUGAAAGUCGAGCUCGCUGCUAUAGAAAGACGUCGAAAGAAGCUACGGAGACGGGAACGAGAAGCGAUGAAAGCAGCUAAGGCAGAAAUGCAGCAAGCUUGCUCGUGAUAAACAGUGUUGAGAAAAAGACAUUCUUUCCUCGUAAGUGAAAUUUUCGUAUUCGACUUUCAGAGAUAAGUUAGCAAGCGUCAACACGGGCAUCAUGCAAUCAUGACAACUUUUACCUACGUAGGUGUCGUUUUAGAUAAUAUUUGCUUUCGAACCCUUUCCUUUAUUAAUGCCUUGUAUUAAUAAAUUGUAGAUAUAGUCGUAAGAUUUAGAACGAUGAGGAUAUGCGUCUAUCAGAGGGAUGUACAUUCGUGUAUGAUGUAAAUAAGUACCUUAUCGUUUCAAGUUUCGUUCACUGAACUGACUAAAAAAAAAUUCUUAUCCUUUGUCACCUGCUCAGAUGCAAAGUACAAAUUAUCAAAACCGAUGAUCGUUUUUCAGGCAUUAUUCACUUCUCUUUUCUCGUUACAAGUAAAAGAAGAUCGUUAUCAAUAGUUAUUGAUAAACACAUCUUGGGAACAAGUAAUUAACUAAGCCGGCUAUCAUUUCUCCAUUUCUCGAGCACGGUCACGUCGAUUGCGGUUGAGCUGUCUUCACAAGGCAUUGAAAAAGAUAAAGUACACGGGAAGAGUCCCAGUGACAUCGUGCAAGCAUUGUGCAUAGUUAUAUAGUGUUGUAGGAAAAAAUGUGUAAAUAUUAAAGAUUAAAGUAAAAAAUUGCGAGGCAUUUGCGACGAUCACAUCACGUGUAUGUUGUACGUAUAUAUAAAGAAUAUAUUAUCGUUUAAAUAAUAUACAGGGUGUCCCAAAAGUCCCGGACCGGUCGAACAUUUCAUAAACUAUGCACUUUAG
Molecule: messenger RNA, 6812 nt
Organism: Camponotus floridanus (Florida carpenter ant)
Lineage: Eukaryota; Metazoa; Arthropoda; Insecta; Hymenoptera; Formicidae
Gene: htk
Product: AT-rich interactive domain-containing protein 4B
Exons: 7
Coding region: 205-6021 (1938 amino acids)
Biological process (GO): regulation of transcription by RNA polymerase II
Cellular component (GO): nucleus
Molecular function (GO): transcription cis-regulatory region binding
Source: RefSeq, a predicted model, not a curated record